This is a messenger RNA of Linum tenue, 1665 nucleotides long. Lineage: Eukaryota; Viridiplantae; Streptophyta; Magnoliopsida; Malpighiales; Linaceae. The record is from the annotation of a GenBank genome assembly.
UUUUUAUCUCAGUCUGUACUUGAUGAGACUUGAGACGCCGUGAAAAGUUCCCUCCCUUCGUUUUUUGGUUUUGUUGUUUGGAAAAAUGGUGAUAAUGGGCUACGUUGAUUGCUGUACUUGACUGAGCUGAAACUUUUGGCAUGCAGAGCUGUGUGAUUAGUAUAUGAUGUUUCUAUGAUCAUUGCAAAAAAGUGGGGGUUUGUGUUUUUUGGGCUUCUAAUUGAAUGCACGUUAAUGGUUUGAUUGGUGGGUGACCAACUAUUUGCCGUGGAGCUACGAGAAGGCUGGAGCCGGAUAAGAAGAAGAUAAUCUAUGGAGGGAGACGCAGGAAGAGAUUUGGGAUGCCAGAAGAUUAUGGAUGGGAAGGAGAGUAAUGGACAUAAUGGUUCACAGAAACCCAUUACUACUGUCCCUGCUUGCUGUCUAAAGGCCAGGGCUUCUUCAGCAGCUGCUGAGCUUGAUGCGAAAUGCCACUCUACUGUUGUUUCUGGGUGGUUCUCAGAAUCUCAAUCCUGCUCUGGCAAAGAUGGGAGAAAGGUUGUUUACUUUAACAACCCUAUGUGGCCUGGAGAAGCACACUCACUGGAAGUGGAGGAAAUUCUGUAUGAGGGGAAGUCAGACUACCAGGAGGUUUUGGUCUUCCAGUCAUCAUCCUAUGGAAAAGUUCUUGUACUCGAUGGCAUCGUUCAGUUGACCGAGAAAGACGAAUGUGCAUACCAGGAAAUGAUAGCUCAUCUCCCACUCUGCUCAAUUCCAUCCCCAAAAGCUGUCCUUGUAGUUGGCGGUGGCGAUGGAGGUGUCCUCAGGGAAAUCUCUCGUCACACAUCAGUGGAGACCAUCGACAUAUGUGAAAUAGAUAAGAUGGUCAUAGAUGUAAGUAAGAAGUUCUUCCCUGAAUUAUCCAUUGGAUUUGAGGACCCUCGUGUUCACCUUCACGUCGGUGAUGCCGUGGAGUUCCUCCAGCAUACUGCUAAAGGGAAGUAUGAUGCAAUAAUUGUUGAUUCUUCGGACCCUGUAGGCCCUGCCCAAGAGCUCGUCGAGAAGCCAUUCUUUGAGACCAUAGCAAGAGCACUGAGGCCCGGUGGAGUCCUCUGCAACAUGGCCGAGAGCAUGUGGCUCCACACGCAUCUCAUCGAGGACAUGAUCUCCAUCUGUCGUGAGACUUUCAAGGGCUCUGUUCACUACGCCUGGGCUAGCGUGCCAACGUACCCGAGUGGGGUGAUUGGAUUCUUGUUGUGCUCCACGGAAGGCCCUGCUGUGGAUUUCUUGAACCCUGUCAACCCAAUUGAGGAGGUGGAAGGAGCAGGGAAACACAAGAGGGAACUUAGGUUCUAUAACUCCGAGAUGCACAGAGCUGCCUUUGCACUGCCCAACUUCUUGAAAAGGGAGGUGAGCCUGCUUCGAGGCGCCCCAGCUCCUUUCCUUGUCAGAGGGCAGCGAAUGUGAUGCACCUGCCGUCGUGUCGUGUCUUAUCGUGCUCGUGCAAGUCCCACGGUGUUAUUAUUAGUAUUUGACGAGUGUAAUAAUAACUAUACUCUCACGAAGUAUACACUUAUUUAUAUUAAUGAUUGAUUGUAAUAUCUUGGAUUGUCAUUAAUAUUUCCAGCAUGGUGUAUUUGAUUUUUCAUUGUCGAAAUUGGAAAAUGUCGUUAAGGUGUCGCUUCG